Lolium rigidum is the source of this 1623-nucleotide messenger RNA. RefSeq lists its product as uncharacterized. The transcript is spliced from 2 exons. Lineage: Eukaryota; Viridiplantae; Streptophyta; Magnoliopsida; Poales; Poaceae. The record is from RefSeq and is a predicted model, not a curated record. Bases 240 to 1253 code for a protein of 337 amino acids.
GUCUUCCCUUCCUGCCCUCGCCGCCGCGGCGGCUGUUCCGACGCGAGCGACAUUCUUCCAAUCGUCCCCGACGAAGACGUCCCAUGCCAUCUUCCACCGCGCCACACCACGCUGGAGGCGCUCUUCGCUCGUAGACACCGCGCUGCUCUACUGGACUGCCGCCGGAGUUGGAGAUCCAUUCGGACCCUGGAUUGGAUUGAUAUCUUUCUUUGAUCCCUUUUCCCAGCUUUGUGAAGAAAAUGGCAAGAACUCCAGGAGACCGUAACAGAUCGAGCCGGCGACUUAGGUCAUCUCCUACUGUACCUUCCUACUACAAGAAAGCAAAAAAGGCAGCCAAGCAAAAGGAUUUGCAAUUAACCUCAGAGGAAAAUGAUUGGAAGCAUGCGACUUGCCCAAUAUGCUUGGAGCGUCCACAUGAUGCUGUCCUCCUCCUGUGUUCUUCCCACAACAAAGGUUGUCGACCAUACAUGUGUGGUACCAACUAUCACCAGUCUAAUUGUCUUGAACAGUUUAAAAAUGCUUAUGUGAAGGAAAAACCAGCACAUGAAGUACCAAUUGCAGUGGCAGCUGCUAGCAAGAGGCCAAAGGAUAUGGAGCUUGCAUGCCCUAUCUGCCGCGGGGAAGUGAAAGGGUGGACGUUGGUUGAGACAGCCCGACAAUUUCUCAACCGCAAGAAGAGAACUUGCAUCCAUGAGGAUUGCUCGUUCAUUGGAUCAUAUAAGAAGCUCUGCAAGCAUGUGGAGGCCAAGCAUCCUUCAUCCAAACCUCGUGAAGUUGACCCAGCACGUUUAGCUGAGUGGAAGGAGCUUGAAAGUCAAAAAGAGAGGCAGGAUGCAAUAAGCAUAGUCACAGGCUUGAAUCCAGGAUUUAUUAUUAGGGGGGACUACCUUAUUGAUCCCAAUAGUGGCAGCAGUGACUUUGAUAUGGAUAGCUCUGAUUGGAGUGAUAGUUCUGACUCUUGCAUGUUUUCUGAUGAUGAUGAUGAUGACGAUGAUGAUGAUGAUGAUGAUAUUAUACUUUCUGAUGAUGCUGGUCUUAGAGCAUUACGAAGAGCAAUUCGCAGAGCUUAUAGUAGGAGAAAUGCAGCAAGAGCAAGGAGAAAUGUCCGAAUUGUAGGGGUUGGUAAUUCUGGCAUUGCGCGUCGUGGUUUGACCAUCUCUAGAAGCAGUGGAAGGCGUCGUGGUGUAAGAAACCAUAGAAAGGUGCGGGUUGGGUCUGCUCAUAGACGUGCAAGAUCUACAAAUGACAGCUGAGAUAUGGGAGCUGUGGCAUUCUUAUGGGAGCUGUUCUGGUGGCACCAAUAUUGAUGGGGUUGCUUUAGUUUGUUUCUUUUCUGGUCUGGUCAUAGAGGGCGAGGAUUAAUGGAGUUUUUUGUGCUUUGUUAGGCCAUCUUCCUUUCCUUUUUUCCUGAUGAAUGCACUGCUAGAUUUGUGAAGGAAGGACGUUUCUUUUGUCGAAGUAAAUUAGAAGCAGGGUAUGUUUAUAGACAAAGCAUGGUUUAGCUGUCGGUGUUAUUGUGCUAGAAAACACAAUCCAACUCUUGGUCACUUAUGUUCAAAGUUUAAGUCAGACUGUUAUAUUAUAUGUUUCCAAUUGUCCGGUAAAUGUGUUGCUUGACUUGAA